Molecule: messenger RNA, 2218 nt
Organism: Brassica oleracea var. oleracea
Lineage: Eukaryota; Viridiplantae; Streptophyta; Magnoliopsida; Brassicales; Brassicaceae
Product: inorganic phosphate transporter 1-4
Exons: 2
Coding region: 419-2023 (534 amino acids)
Biological process (GO): phosphate ion transport; transmembrane transport
Cellular component (GO): membrane
Molecular function (GO): phosphate transmembrane transporter activity
Source: RefSeq, a predicted model, not a curated record
AUAAUUACAGCAAACACAUAAGCAGCCUGUCCUAAUAAUUAAACGAAGUAAAACUAAAACAUUGACCCCAAAAAAACGAAAGUAAAAUAAAAGUUGGUAAAAAAAGAAAUGAAGACUCUUGAAGAUAACCGAAACGGCGUCGUUGGAUAGAGAAUAUACCGAAACAGAAAAUGGAAUAUCUCGUAUAGAGUCGCUUAUAAAUGCGUUUCAAAACGUAUGCACUCUGUCCGUGUUCAUUGGCAGCUUCAGCGCUCGUUUCACUUCCUCUCCAUCUCUCUCUACAUCUCCCUGAAAUAAAGAGAACUUAAGAACCUCUCUUUCUCUAUACUCUUCUGGUAUAUACUUCAAACACUUGAGCAGAUCAAAUCCCACCUACACAGAAAGAAGAUUGUUGUAUACUCAUCAUAGGUGAAGAAUAAUGGCAAGGGAUCAGUUACAAGUGCUGAAUGCACUUGAUGUAGCGAAGACACAAUGGUACCACUUUACGGCGAUUAUAAUUGCCGGAAUGGGAUUCUUCACCGAUGCUUACGAUCUCUUCUGCAUCUCUCUUGUCACGAAGCUCCUCGGCCGCAUAUACUACCACGUACCAGGCUCCCCGAAGCCUGGAACUCUCCCUCCAAACGUUGCUGCUGCCGUUAACGGCGUUGCCUUCUGUGGAACCCUCGCUGGCCAGCUCUUCUUUGGGUGGCUUGGUGACAAGCUCGGGAGGAAGAAAGUUUAUGGUAUGACGUUGAUGGUCAUGGUCAUCUGCUCUAUAGCAUCCGGUCUCUCUUUCGGACACGAGCCAAAAGCAGUGAUGGCCACGCUCUGCUUUUUUAGGUUUUGGCUAGGGUUUGGGAUUGGUGGUGACUACCCUUUGUCUGCAACGAUCAUGUCUGAAUACGCUAACAAGAAGACUCGUGGGGCGUUUAUCGCUGCGGUUUUCGCCAUGCAAGGGUUUGGGAUCAUGGCUGGUGGAAUCUUCGCUAUUAUUAUCUCCUCUGCUUUUGAAGCUCAGUUCCCUGCCCCGGCCUAUGCGGAUGAUGCCUUGGGGUCCACGGUAUCCCAAGCAGAUUUUGUGUGGCGUAUAAUCUUGAUGGUUGGUGCUAUCCCAGCUGCAAUGACGUAUUAUUCUAGGUCAAAGAUGCCGGAGACAGCAAGGUACACAGCUUUGGUUGCUAAAGACGCAAAGCAAGCUGCUUCAGACAUGUCUAGGGUUCUCCAAGUUGAGAUAGAGGCAGAACAACAGAAAGUAGAAGAGAUCUCAAAGGACAAGUCCAAAGCCUUUUCCUUGUUCUCCAAGGAAUUCAUGAAACGCCAUGGACUUCAUUUGCUAGGCACAACAUCAACCUGGUUCCUCCUCGACAUCGCUUUCUACAGUCAAAACCUAUUUCAAAAAGAUAUUUUCAGCGCAAUCGGAUGGAUCCCUCCGGCGCAAACCAUGAACGCGAUUCAAGAAGUGUUCAAGAUCGCGCGUGCUCAAACCCUAAUUGCCUUGUGCAGCACGGUACCAGGCUACUGGUUCACAGUUGCUUUCAUCGACGUCAUUGGAAGAUUUGCCAUUCAGCUAAUGGGAUUCUUCUUCAUGACGGUCUUUAUGUUUGCUCUGGCUAUUCCUUACAACCACUGGACUCACAAGGAGAACCGAAUCGGAUUCGUUGUCAUGUACUCAUUAACGUUCUUUUUCGCCAACUUUGGACCUAAUGCUACAACCUUCGUUGUACCGGCCGAGAUCUUCCCGGCCCGGUUCAGAUCCACGUGCCAUGGUAUCUCUGCAGCAUCAGGAAAGUUAGGUGCGAUGGUUGGUGCUUUCGGGUUCUUGUACUUGGCACAAAGUCCAGACAAGGCCAAGACGGACGCAGGAUACCCUCCAGGGAUUGGGGUCAAGAACUCUCUUAUCGUGUUAGGUGUGGUUAACUUCUUGGGCAUUCUGUUUACUUUCUUGGUGCCUGAAUCUAAAGGGAAGUCACUUGAGGAAAUGUCCGGUGAAAAUGAGGAGAAUGAGAACAGCAACAGCGAUAGUAGAACGGUCCCAAUAGUUUAGAUGAUAAUACCUCUUUUGUGAAAACUUAUCUUCUUCUCUUCUUUGUCUUAAUAUAGCAACUCGAGUUGUUCUUUGUGUCAUCUGCUGAUGUCAUGUCUAAAUGGUUAAUAAUUUUAACAAUUCUGUAGAGUUUUUAAGGAAAAUAUAUGAUGAAAAAUCAAAGAGUAAACUGGAAGAAAAUUGGAUUUGACUUUU